This is a messenger RNA of Drosophila obscura, 1265 nucleotides long. RefSeq names its product pyridoxal phosphate phosphatase. The transcript has 4 exons. Gene Ontology annotation, cellular component: cytoplasm. The record is from RefSeq and is a predicted model, not a curated record. Lineage: Eukaryota; Metazoa; Arthropoda; Insecta; Diptera; Drosophilidae. Gene Ontology annotation, molecular function: phosphatase activity. Bases 200 to 1135 code for a protein of 311 amino acids.
GGUGUCAUACAUACCCUACGCGGCAGAGAGUACUUAAAUUCUGCUGGAAUUCUUGCUGGGCCAGGAUAAGGUUAACCAGCAAAGGGUCGGUCGCGGGGCGCGCUGCUUUUGAGGUGCUAAUUCAUGCGGUUUCGUUUUCGGGUGUCGAUUUCCGUGAUGACAGAACCAGAAACGAACGUGCCGGCAAACCACACACAUCAUGGAGAGCGUCAAGAAGCCACAGCACAUCCUGCAGCUGAGCGAGGAGCAGAGAGGCCGUUUUGUGGCCUCCUUUGAUCGGGUGCUGAGCGACAUCGAUGGCGUUGUAUGGAGCAUGGAGCACACUGUACCGCGGGCCGUGGACGGCUAUGCGGCCUUGCAGCGUGCCGGCAAGGAGCUGACCUUCGUGACCAACAACAGUGUGCGCAGCAUCGAUCAGUGCGUGAGGCGUUUCGAGAAAGUCGGCCUGCAGGUGGCCCCCGCACAGGUGUGGCAUCCGGCCCAGUCGAUUGUCCUCUAUUUGCGCGACAUACGGUUCGAGGGGCUGAUCUACAUCAUUGCCAGUGCGGCGUUCAAGGCGGUGCUCCGGGAGGCGGGCUACCAGCUGCUGGAUGGCCCCAACGAGUUCAUUGAGGAGAGCUACGAGAGCCUGGCCAAGACCAUCUUUGACCGCCAGCCCGUGCGCGCCGUCAUUAUCGAUGUGGACUACAAUCUGACAUCGCCAAAGCUGCUGCGCGCCCACAUGUAUCUGCGGCAUCCCGAAUGCCUGCUAAUCGGUGGCGCCACCGAUCGCCUGCUGCCCGUGGCCAAGGGUGUGAACAUCAUUGGACCGGGUCCCUUUGCCUCCAUCCUGAUCGAGGCGAGCGGCCGGCAGGCUAUCACGCUGGGCAAGCCCGGACGCGAGCUGGGCGAACUGCUGAUCAAGCAUCUGAAGAUCAGCGAACCGCAGCGUGUGCUCAUGGUGGGCGAUAUGCUGGCCCAGGACAUACACUUUGGCCGGCAGUGUGGCUUCCAGACGCUGCUCGUCCUCAGCGGUGGCUGUACGCUGGAACAGCUUCAGGCGGAAACAUCGCCGGAUCUGCUGCCCGACUACUAUGCGGACAGUGUGGCCGAUGUGGCACAGCUGCUGGGCGAGGCACCCAAGGCGCAUGUUUAGCACUCUCUCUUCUCUCUCUUCUCUUUUCUUUGUUUUUCGGGGGGUAAUGGGCAGUUGUUGGAUUUUUGAUUGCUAAUCAGCACAACAUCAUAUUUUAAUCGUUAUCUGAAAUAUAGUUGGCACUAAACAU